Molecule: messenger RNA, 428 nt
Organism: Scutellospora calospora
Lineage: Eukaryota; Fungi; Glomeromycota; Glomeromycetes; Diversisporales; Gigasporaceae
Source: the annotation of a GenBank genome assembly
GCAAAUCAAAUUAUGCUAGAAAAGAAUUAUUAUAUCAAAUAAAAUUAUAUCGUACAAGAGAAAAACCAUUUGAUAUUUUGUAUAGUAAUUCAGAAACUCCUCUUAUCUGGUGGUUUUCACUUGAAGAUAGUUUUUCAAAAGUUGAUGAAUAUUUAAAUGAAGAUGAAGAUUAUAUUGAAAUUACUGAAAUUGAUUUAAUUGAAGAAGUUGAUGAAAAUAUUGAAUUAGAAGAAAAUGAUAAUUUAACAAUUCAAAAUAUUUUAAAUUUAGAUAAAUUUUAUGAUGAAUUAGAUGAAAUUGAAUUUAGUAUGGAUGAUGAAUAUGAUGAUAAUAAUAGUGAAAAAUCAAAUUCUUUAACAAGUCAAUUAGAAGAAGAUAUUGACUGGGAUCCAAUUGCAGAAGUAGAUAAAUUAAUAGAAGAUAUUUAA